Clupea harengus (Atlantic herring) is the source of this 2270-nucleotide messenger RNA. RefSeq names its product SH2 domain containing 1A duplicate b (gene sh2d1ab). NCBI's taxonomy places the organism in Eukaryota, Metazoa, Chordata, Actinopteri, Clupeiformes, Clupeidae. Gene Ontology annotation, biological process: regulation of signal transduction; regulation of immune response. The record is from RefSeq and is a predicted model, not a curated record.
CUCAGCUCAUGUUGAUAUGAAUAAAUUAGCCUGAGCAUUAUCUGUCUCAAACUACAGAGCUGCUGGACAGGAUCAUUAUUAUGUGAAAUCUUGUGCACCAGGAACAUUGGUUAGUAAAUGUCUCUCAUGAUGUGUUUUCUUUCUCCUUGUUGCUGAGCAUAAUCAAGCACCAAGACUUUAAGUAAUGGGCUAAAUUAUAACUGCUGAAAAAGUGCUGAAAUUUAAAGUAAUUUUAAGUAAUAUGCUCAAUUAUAACUGCUGAAAUUUAGAGCUACACAACAAUGUAUGAAGACUGACCGUAUGCAAUUACAGCCAAUACAGUAGGUAGAGUUGAUGGUCGACUCUGGCAAACGCACUUCCUCUUUUGACCAACAGGGGGAGAAAGAUGACUGCAGUUUCAUCCGACUGUGACAGAUGCUCUUUGAAGGCUAGAACAAAGAUCAAAACCUGCCGCAACCGUGUUACUAAAACAAACCUGCUUCCAAACGCUGUGUCGCAUCACAUCUCUUUCUCUCUUUAUUUAUUUGGCUGUUUCCUGAUAAUGCCAUGCAAGAGUAAGACAGAGAGAGAGACAGAGUGAGAGAGACAUAAAGCUAUUGUAUGUGUGUGUGUGUGUGUGUGGGAGACACAGAGAAAAAGAAAGCGACUGUGUGUGUGUGUGUGUGUGUGUGUGUGUUUGUCUCACGGGCUUUGGGGGGCGACCACAGAAGUAUUUGUAUCAGUAUUAGUCAUGAAACAGAAUGCGAAAGGAAAUGUCAAAAUCACUUCAGAUGAGUUGAGCAAAGCCUCAGGCUUCUGUGUGUCUUCUCAAUGUAACCUGGCCAGAACGGUGCCCCCAAGCCCCCCAGCGCGCCAUGGAGGGACAGCAGUGGGCCAUCGGACUUUAAAACAUUAAAUGAAGGAACAUGUACUUCUGUGGUUGAAGCGAGGCUUCUGGCGAGAGAUGCCAGUGCAGCGCGCAGACAGGCCGAGUGUCACAGGGAGAGAACAGAGACCUGAAAGGAUGGAUGCAGUGUCCGUCUACCACGGCCCCAUUGGCAAAACCCAGUGUGAGAGGAGACUAUGCGAGGCAGCCAGAGAUGGCAGCUACCUGAUCAGAGACAGCGAGUCCGUGUCUGGAGUCUACUGCCUGUGUGUUCUGUGCAAAGGCUACGUCUACACGUAUAGGCUACACCAGAACGAGGAGGGAUCUUGGGCAGCCGAGACGGCGCCCGACCAACAGAAACGCUACUUUCGGAAAGUCAAGAACCUGAUAAGCGCCUUUGAGAAGCCAGACCAAGGGAUAGCUAUUCCCCUCCUCUACCCAGUGUCUGCGCCCAGUUGCUGCCCGACCCAGGAGCAGCUGCCGACGCUCGCGGCCCAGAACUACAACCAGAACCACAGCCUCGCCCCGGGACACAAGUCGACACCCAGAGUCAAGCCCAAAAAACGUCCCUCUGUCUGAGAAGUUUUUUUUUUUUUCAACGACCUGUGCGAAAUCUCGGAGCUGAAAGCAGGCCAGACUCCUUUUAGUUGAGCCCUUAAAGAACUCUCUGGUCUGGUUAUCUCAUCCUCUCUCUGUUUCUCUACUUCUAGUCCCCUGAUUAUCUCAUUUCAUACCACUCUCUCUUUCUCUCUCCAUUUCUAUCUUUCUCUCCCUCUCUUGCUCCCCAUCUCGCUUUCUCUCUCAACAUCUCUCUCUCUCCUAAUUUUCUUCUCCACAUUAUGAUGUAUAAUUCUAUGAAUUCAUUUUUGUUAAAGUGCUUGAGGCUUGUUUUUUAUUAUCCAACAUAUCCAAAAGAUUUUUUGUCAUUUUGUCUUGGCUGGGAGUGGGAUUGAGGCACUUAUAUUAUAUUCCAUAAAUAGAAACCUUAAUUCUAUCUAUACAGCUCUAGUUGAGAGGGUUUUCAGUUUAAAGUCAUUUCCUGACUCUAAAAAACCCACUGUAACACUGUUGUAGAUUUUAAAGACAACAUAUUUUGCACAAUUCUUCUCUACCCACAAAACACGUACGUAUGAUGAAGGCAUGCCUUUUCCCACAACCGCCAUUUUGUCACUCGACAAAGAAAUCAACGCUCCUUUGAUCUCAGGAUACAAACCCUAAACUGAGAGCAGUUGCCAAGAUAAUUUAGGAGGUUGUUACUGUGUUAAUUCUAUUUAUGUACAUUUGUGAGGAUGCCUGAGAUAACUCAAUAUAAUAAAGAUUAGGUAUGAUAGAAACAUAUACUCUCAUUAUAUUGAAUGUACAAAAUGUAUUAUUACUGCCUUAUAUUAUAGACGGUUUGUUGAAA